Messenger RNA from Dreissena polymorpha, 1545 nucleotides. RefSeq lists its product as uncharacterized. The transcript has 4 exons. The record is from RefSeq and is a predicted model, not a curated record. The coding region runs from base 1 to 1080 and encodes 359 amino acids. Lineage: Eukaryota; Metazoa; Mollusca; Bivalvia; Myida; Dreissenidae.
AUGCCACCCGCUCUACUUACGGGAAACAAGUUCACUAUUCCUAAUAGUACGGUGUGCCUAUGUACGAGUUCCACUUGUUCAAAGGGUUUACAGACAAUACAGUGCGAGUAUGGGUGCUGCGGGAGUGACUUAGGCACGUACUGCUGCGCAAUCUCCACGAGCGUGUUGGUGGUCGCGUGCGUUGUAAGCGCGCUGGUGCUAAUCGCCGUCAUCGCUGCCCUCGUGAUCUGCAUCUACAAGCACUGCAAGGACAAGGAGCAGACGAGAGUGCGCCAGCUGAGACUGCAGGAGCAAGAAAAUGUCAUCCGUCGAGUGUUUGAACCACCUAAACCACCAGAGUACGUACUGUCUCCCCCUGAGUAUAGCGAAGAAAUGCCCGAAUCUCACUUCCGACCACCUACCGUUUCCGGUCGUGCUCCCGCCAAUAGACGUUUCCGCGCUACGCCAUUCCCAAGCCGCGCGGCCGACUAUAAUGAAGGUAUGGUACCCGGCGAGGUAGCAAUUACAUAUCAGUCCGGCCAACACCCAAGCUCAUACGAGUCCAGACAACACCGCAGCAGACGCAAUGGAAACGCCGGAAUAACGAAUGUUGACAUGCCUCCGCCGUAUUCGGAGUUUGUGCUAGGCCAGAUUCCGUCGAAUAGGCGAAACCAUCGGCGGUUUAUCAGAACACCGCCUGCCGAAGAAUCCGAAGAAUCCCGGAACGAAACGAAUCAAGGAACAUUAUCAGACAUUAACAUGGUAAUUAAUAAUGGCCGACAUGGAAGUGCCCGCGAGGACCACGCUGCAGCCAUUGCCACAGCACCCAGUGAUUCACAGAGCAGUGAGAGCACGCACGAAAUCGAGCCACGCGUAGAAUCUCGAGCGGAGACUGUGCUGAGGAUACUGCGACCGUCGCGCAUUCCGACGCGCAUUGAAGGGAUGCCCCCGGCGAAUUAUCGAAGAGAUGCCACUGCGCAAUCACGUACUUUGGGUACAGAGUCCAGGCAGAGCCGCACUCUGGGCCCACCCGGCUUCCUCCUGGCACGUGUCGGAAGUAUUGAAGAGGAUGAUGACAUCGAACAUCUGGACAUUGUUUAAACAUGCCUAUGUAAUUAAGAUGAUUUCUUAUUGCAAGUUUGAUCUCAGAACCCGUGCGUGUCUUAUUUAUUUUAGACUUCUUCUGAGAAAACUGGGCUUAAUGCAUGUGCGUAAAGUGUCAUCCCAGAUUAUCCUGAGCAGUCCGCACAGGCUAAUCGGGGACGAUACUUUCCGCCUAAACUUGAUUUUCGGUAAGGAGGGACUUUCUUUAAACUGAAUAUACCAUAAAAGCAGAAAGUGUCGUCCCUGAUUAGCCUGUGCAGACUGCACAGGCUUAUCUGGGACGACACUUUACGCACAAGUAUUAUGCCCAGUUUUCUCAGAACGCGACUCAUUUGUCCAGUGUGUCUGGAAAUUAUCAAUCUCGCCGUGAGGCUAAUGCCAAAGCAAGAAGGAAUAUUUAUUAUUUCCAGUCUGUUUUGUUCCAAAAUGAAAAUACAAAAGGAAGCUCGUGAACAAUAAGUC